AUGGGGGUAUCUGUCAUUGAAGAACAACGCGACGUUAUCAUAAAUACAGUUAAGAACAUUACCGCCGGCGAUUGGAAAAUUCUGGUCAUCGACACCGAAUCUAAGAAAAUAAUUGACAAUGCCGUCAAGGAGGAUGAUAUUCUUAAUCAUAAUAUUGCGAACAUCGAACGUAUUGAAGAUCGGAGAGAUAUGAACCCGAGUAUGGACGCUAUAUAUAUACUGUCACCGCAACCUCACAUUGUAGAUUGUCUCAUGGCCGAUAUUGAACGACGGAGAUACAAAAAAUGCUAUUUAGUAUGGACCACGGUACUCGAUCCUCAGCUAAGGAGGCGAAUAGACGGUUCAGCCCUAGCAAAGCAACAGAUUGCUGGUUUUGAAACUCUUUCGAUCGAUUAUUACCCUCGCGAGUCCCACGUCGUUACGUUUAGAGAUCCUUGGAGUUUUCCGAUCCUAUUUCAUCCCGCUUGCAAUGGACUUAUAAGGAAGCACAUGCAAGAUUUGGCUCAGAAGAUCACUGGUCUAUGUGUGACCCUUGGCGAGUACCCGAAGGUCCGCUACUACCGGCCCCAGAAUCCAAUACAUGAGGCCAGCGUAUUAUCGUCACAUCUUGCUCGUUUUGUAUCUGAGGAGCUCGACGAAUAUGCACAAUGGAAUCCUAACUUUCCGCCGCCGAGUUCCCGCCCGCAGGGAGUUCUCAUAGUGACCGACAGAUCGAUGGAUUUGAUGGCUCCCUUGAUACAUGAAUUUACAUAUCAAGCAAUGGCACACGAUCUACUACCGAUCAAGGACGGAGAUAAGACGACGUUCCACAUGACUGUUAACGAGGGUUCCCCAGAUGCAGAAGAGAAGGACAUGGAACUCGCCGAAAAAGACAAAGUGUGGGUUGAAAACCGGCACAGACAUAUGAAGGAUACCAUCGAUAAGUUGAUGAGCGAUUUCCAGAAGUUCCUCGAUCAAAACCCCCAUUUCACAAAUUCGAACAGUGACACCACCAGUCUGAAUGCUAUUAAAGAUAUGAUGGCGGGGCUACCGCAAUUCCAAGAGAUGAAAGAAGCAUAUUCUCUCCAUCUUACCAUGGCGCAAGAGUGUAUGAACAUCUUCCAACACCAUAAACUGUCCGAAAUGUCUCCUACAGAACAGGAUAUGGCUACAGGCCUUGACGAGGAUAAUCGGAAACCGAAAAACGUACUCGAUGCGAUUGUUCGCCUCUUGGAUGAUGAUGCUGUCACUCAGUCGGAUCGUCUGCGUCUUAUAAUGAUGUACCUCCUUUAUAGGGACGGAGUUAUCCCUGAAGAUAUUCAGAGGCUAUUAGCACAUGCAUCUUUACCACCCCAGGACGGCGAAGUUAUAGCAAAUUUGGAAUUACUUGGUGGUCGUACAACACAUGGUCUCAAGGACAUUCGUAAAGACUUAAAACCCCUGUUUCCCGUCGACCCGAAGGUACCGGUUCCCGAGGAUAAUUAUAUGUCACGAUUCAAUCCUGCGGUGAAAACCAUGCUGGAACAUCUAUGCAGAGGAGCAUUAGAUCAGACAGCAUUUCCCUAUGUCAAACCACCACUUGACCCCAACGAGGACGCGCUCAUUGGCCAGGGCUCUUUGCGAGCAGCGAAACCUAGUUGGGCUGGUGCUGGUAGACGUGUCGUAGAUAACAGACAGCGCAUUAUUGUCUUUAUGGCCGGUGGGGCAACGUUUUCCGAAUCGCGCUCUUGCUAUGAGGUUGGCGCGGCUUUGAACCGCGAUGUCUUCCUAGCAACCAGCCAUAUGCUCACACCACAGCUAUUUGUUAGACAGGUGGGUGAUCUGGGCGUAGAUAAGAGACGACUCGAUAUACCUAUGGAGAGGCCACCCCAGAGAGCACCGGCACACUUAUUCGAGCGACCCGCUCCACCACCGAUGGCCGCUCCCCCGGCGCCACCAGGUGGCCAACGCCCGCCCCCAGGACGAGCACCACCUCGUCCUGGUGGGCUACCAGGCGGGCCAAGAAUAGGUGGCGAGCCUCAUGCUCCGCCUACACAUACUCCGCCUGUACAGGCAAUGAGCAAUAUGUCGCUUCACACUCCUAAACCAUCAAACGGAAGUGAUGUCAGACCUCCGUCGUCGGCAAGCGGAGGCAAACCACACAAAGUAGAAAAGGAAAAGAAAAAGCGUAAUAUCUUCGGAAUGAAGAAGAGCUGA
Molecule: messenger RNA, 2175 nt
Organism: Daldinia childiae
Lineage: Eukaryota; Fungi; Ascomycota; Sordariomycetes; Xylariales; Hypoxylaceae
Product: Protein transport protein sec1
Exons: 5
Coding region: 1-2175 (724 amino acids)
Biological process (GO): vesicle-mediated transport; intracellular protein transport
Cellular component (GO): secretory granule; plasma membrane
Molecular function (GO): syntaxin binding
Source: RefSeq, a predicted model, not a curated record